Molecule: messenger RNA, 4815 nt
Organism: Pieris brassicae (large cabbage white)
Lineage: Eukaryota; Metazoa; Arthropoda; Insecta; Lepidoptera; Pieridae
Product: TLC domain-containing protein 3A
Exons: 7
Coding region: 153-1142 (329 amino acids)
Biological process (GO): lipid homeostasis
Cellular component (GO): endoplasmic reticulum; membrane
Source: RefSeq, a predicted model, not a curated record
AUUUUAAUUUCGGUCGUCUUGCGAUAAUAGUAAAUGUGUAUAAUUAAUAUUUUUUUGAUUAAAUGUUUUCGAAACUGUUUAAUUUGUUAGAAUGUUUUAAAAACACAUUACAUUUUUACACAUUACAUCUUCGACAGAUCUAAAUAAACAUAAUGGAAAUUGCCAGCGCAAAGGCACGUCACCAUAGAGUGGUGUUGUGUAUACUUGGAGCUAGCAAUGUGGCAUCACUUUUGGCCGCUCUUCACCUAGUUAUUCACCUUAAUCCUGAAGAUAAAAUAUCUAUAAAACGCGGAACAGCGCUCACAUUGCUGGGCUUCGUCUAUUUUAUGACACUGUUCGAACUAUUCAACGUAGCGGCUCUCUUCACUAGUCUCGGAGCGAGGUUUAGACACAAGUUCAGAUUGAGUUCGGGCGAUGUACUCGAUAUUACAAACAAAUUAGUAUCAGCUGUGCAAGCAGCGUUUUCUUGUGCGACAGGCGUGGUAGUCUGUCUCUGGUCAUGUACAAGAGAUUUGAUGCGGUCCUCACAUUACAUUUCUGAGGCCUACGCGUGGUUCGGUGCGGCCUAUUUCUUUUAUGACAUAUGGUCUAUGUACAUGGUACAUGUACACAUGACCACCAACUCAAACCGCACUCAACCCACGAAGCAGUCCCUCCCAUCUGGUGACGCGUUGGAGUCUCAAAAGAAACCCUCAUUUUUUGACUACUGCAAACAUGAGCCAGUGAUUUUGAUGCACCAUCUGUUCAUUGGUGCCUUCGGAUUUCUAGUCAUUGUCUACUUUCGCGGUGGGCUGGGCGAUUGUGUAUUCGGAUUCGUCUACCUCAUGGAGCUAUCCACUCCAUUCGUUUCGCUUCGUGGCAUCCUCUCCCGUCUUCAACUCAAGAAGUCUCCAGUUUACGUGUACAAUGGACUGGCGAUGUUGGCCACCUUUCUGGUGUGUCGUGUCCUGAGUCUGCCGUAUGUGUGCCUGCUCUACAGUCGAGCUGCUAGUAUGACGUAUUUUGAGGCGAUAAAAUCCCUACCCACGGGUUGUAAGAUAUCCAUCUGCAUCUUACUCUUACCCCAGAUUUAUUGGUUCUACCUCAUGUCAGCUGGAGCUCUGAAACUCUUCUUCAAUCGAAUCCCCGUUAAACGUAGUUGAUUAUACAAUAUUCCUCUGCUUUAGAUUUUAUGACGUUUAACGCGCGUAUGAUGCUCGCAUGCGUUAAUAUAUAAUGUAUUCGCAUAAAGCAUGUUGAGCUGUAGGCUUAUAUAACAAUACAAUAACCUAGUCCCUAUAAACGCAAAUAAUAGUCACGUCAAAAUCCGUACUUAUACACUGGCAACGUAUACGUACAGUUUGUGACUAUUUCAAAUGUGACGCCAUAUGAGAGGUCCUCAAUACGUUAAACCUUGAAAAGGAGAUAAUUGACAUUUGAGAAUAUCUUAUGGUAAUGCUAGUCUGACGGUAUGUUAAUUGAGAAUUUAAUAUUUCGGUUUUAUAAAGUUGUGUUUAUAGUUUAUCUAAUAGUUAAAAAGGCAAAUUAUUUUCUUAUUUGGCUUUCGAAAUGAAUCUGAUAAAUGAUAAAAUAUUUAUGAUAAUAACUACGAGGUUCCAGCAUAGUAUUAUUUGUUAGUAGCACAAAUUGUCUACAUUGAAUGAUAGUGGAAGGUCGAACACUCAUUCCCUAGUUAUUUCUCAUACAAUUUACAUACAUACAAACGCACGAGCCUUUGAAAUUGUAUGAGACAUAACUGGCGCUUAUACACGGACAAUGCUGUGUAAUUUUUGUGCGAAAAAGAUUUGUGAUAGACAUUUCUCGUAUAGUUUUCAAAUAUUUCUUAGUAUUUUCUCGUAAUAACCUUUUUAUUACACGAUGAGCUUACAAAGUUCAUCAAUCUGAGCUUAUAUGAUCGAAUAUUAACAGUGUUAAUAAUAGACUAUUAUUUCUGGUUACCGAUAAUUAAUAAUAUACCAAUUGUUAUAUUGUAUACAAAACUCAUUAAUGUGAAGCCACUAAUUUUCUCCUGUUUCGAACUACACGGAGUAUGAAAUUAGUAUAAGGCUUUUUAUGGUAACAAAGGUUCAAAGUUGUGUCAUAUAAAUAUAAGAAAAUGGUUCGAGAGGCUCUGCAGUAUGAAUUACGACCGGAACGUUUAUUGGGGGUUUCACCUUGAAAUAAUGAUUAUUUUGAUGUUAUUGUGAUAUACAAAUUCGCUAAAACUAAAUUCGAAAUUGUGAAAGAAAAUCAAUGAUCCUAAAUAAUUAUUUUGGAUCUUCUGUAAUCAAGGAUUACAAUAUUUUUAGUUGAAUGAUGUCAUAAAUGCUUAUAUUAAAAAUAUUUUCCUCAUAAAUGAUACAGAUUUCGAAAUUUGUAAUGGCUAACGUCCGCAUUCGUAUCUCAACUUAGAUAAGUCAUCCAUUGAACUUGGGAUCGUGUGUUGGAACGCUAGAUAAUGUAACCGAACAGUUACCUAUAAAGGCCGCGUGAAACUAAGAAAACCAAUUGCCAUGUACGAGCCGUAGAUUUAUGUAUAGAAAGAAGGGCUGUGAUCGAUUCCAGGCCAUGUAAUGUACUUCCUACAUAAGAACUUACGACAUUUACGUACGAACCUAAGUACGUACGUAUGUAGUCCUUGGAUGUUAGUAAAAUCAGCAUGGCGCAAGAAGAAAUUUUUGUUUCACAACAAAAAAAACAUAAUCGAUUUAGAAGUACUUUAAUCCAAAUUAACGGUAUCAGUAAAUUAGAGCUUGAAUAUUAUUUGUUGUUCAAAACUAAAUAACUAAAAGUUAUAGGCCUAGUUUGUUAAAAUUUCAUAGAUUUAUUCUGUGUUUGGAGCACUCUUUGUAUUUUGAGUAAAAGAGUAUAUUUAUGAUCGUGUACGUCUGUUGUAUAAGAUUUUUAACCAAUACGUUUUAUUAAUUAAAAAUAAUUUGACGAAUUAAACAUACAACAUAGUUGAGGAUUUGGCUUUGACAAUUAUUGCUUGUUUAUUAACUGGUAACGUGUUUUAAUAUAAAUUGUUUCGAGGGCCGUGUAGGCAUGUCGAGGUUUUGGUUAUGGUUGAUAGCACGGGUUUUUGAUAAUAGGGGUAAAGGAGUAAAAUUAGUAUCUAGUUCUUAAAUUGGUUCCAAUGGUAUGGUGUUUUUAGAAAUGCAAUACCAGUAUUUUCAUUUAUUGCGUUUAUUUAAAUCUAUAUUAUUUUACUUUGAAUAGCAUCGUUUUUUUACACUUUAUAUAAAUCUCAAUACAAUUUAUUGUGAUAUUAUGUUAAAUAAUGACGCACAACACUACCAGUGUAGUAUAGGAUAUUCAUAGAAAACGAGGAUUAACCAAGCUUCCAUAGUCAGAGACAAGUUAAGUGUCCCUAAUCUUUUAAAAACCAUAAACCACAUGUAAUUAACUAUAGAAAAGGAAUGACUUAACACCAUAAAAUCCGCCAUAGGACAGGGCAGAUAAGUUUUGUAUUAUUUCAUAUGAUCAGUCACAGCCAUAUUUAUAAGAAUAAUAAAUAAUUCUUCCAUUAUUUCCCUAGUAUAACAUAAAACUUGUCUUUGAAUAUUAUCCGCGUUUCGCUGUCAACGUCAAAGCAUGUAGAAAAUAAUGAAUCGAUUUUUUUUAAUGUUUAGCCUUGUUUUAUACUGCUUGACGUUACAACGUACUUUCCGAACACUUUGGCCACUAUUUAUUGAUAUAACGGGUAUAUACGAGGUAAAUCAAUUCGAAACGUCUUAUGAGUAUUUGUAAAUCUAUCGUAAGGUUGCUUUACCAACCCAUCUUUAAAGCUUUUAUUUAAUACCUAUUGUACCUAUUAAAUUUUAGCAAAUUUCUCUAAUGCUUAUAAUUUUUAAUGUUGGUAAAGCAAAUUUGUGAGUAGGACAUUGUGUUAGGUCUCUUACGAUAUAUUAAUGUCUAGAAUGGUGCUUGCUUAUCGAGUUGUAGUUGUAUUGGAUGUCUAGAGCUAACUUUGCCCCAAUCUUCUAAUAAGCUUGUUAAAUUAUUAUUUACCAAGCGAAAAAGUUUGAAUUUGUUUAAGUAAAUUUUUCAAUUACAAAAAAUCUCUACGCACUAUCAUCAAUAUUGCGCCAUCCCGCUGUGGCACCUAUAUUUUUGAGAUGCGUAUUCGUAUUCUUAAGCGCUUGAUUUAUUUUUAGACAGAAAAGAAGAAUUAGUACGAAAAAAUUAAAUUGUAUUAUAAAAGCUGAAUACUAAAUAUUCAAUUCGGGUAAAGUUAGCGAUUUGUAUUUGGUAUUAGAUCUGAGUGGUUUAAGGUAACGUUUUCCUCCAUGAUGAAACUUCCACUUUUCACUUUGCAUUUUAUAUUUUUAUAUUAAUUUACGAGUAUAUGUUAGAUGGAUUUUAUAAUUAUGCCUUUUUUUCACAUGAAUCAUAAUUUAACUAUUGCCAAUAGAAAUAAAAAAAAAGAUUCCAUCUAAUAUUCAUUCACAGCUGUGAUUGCAUUAAUUUUAAUUGAAAAUAUAAAACUGUAUAUGAUGUACGUGGACGGAAAAAAUAUUGGAAUGCAAAAAUUAUAACAUUUUAUUGGUUUGUGUACUAAAAUAGUUGAAAAUUUGACGCGUUAUUUCAAAAUUAUCAGAGAAAAUAAAAAAACAAAACAUUAAACAGCUAAUGCAAUAAAGCCUCGAAUAUGACAUCGAACGAAUUUUAGAUAACGUUAUAAUUGUUGCGUUCCAAUAUUGUUCACGUUUUUAAUAAUAUGAAGAAGUAUCGCUUUUUAUUUAAAUGUUAUAUACUAAUUUAGUAGCGAUUAUUGAAGGAGGCCUUUAUUUUUAUUUAUUUUUGUGGAUGUUUUAAUAAAAUAUGUAUAAUGAA